Messenger RNA from Aspergillus calidoustus, 3810 nucleotides. NCBI's taxonomy places the organism in Eukaryota, Fungi, Ascomycota, Eurotiomycetes, Eurotiales, Aspergillaceae. The record is from the annotation of a GenBank genome assembly.
CUCUCUUUCAGGCUAUUGCAGAUUCUCGGGUCUCCUCCUCCUCCUGGGAUCUGGUCGCCUUUUUUUUUUUUUCUCUUUGCCUCCCUUCCGCCAUCCUCAGCGAUGGAAUUGUACAUAAUGGGACUUUCGUCGCCUCACUGUUGCGCCACGUCUCCGAUGCCAUGCACUCAAACAAGCCCCCUCGCCCUCAAGGCAACCAUGCGGUCUUUCGCGUCGUCCCCUAUCCCCGCACUCCCUCGGAGGCUUCAGACCAACAACCAGUCUCCUCAUCCGGCAUGAUGCUCUCCCCUUCGCCGGCAGCGAUGCAUAUCGCUCCCUUCGAGCCCUCGGCGGCCGUUUCCAAAGUCGCCAUCCCGCGGAUCUCGCAACUACGUACGUACGGUAAUCGUCGAGUGAAGCGAGCCUGCAUCGAGUGCAGGGAGCAAAAGACAAAGUGCAAUGGCCAUAAUCCGUGUGGUCGUUGUACCAGUAUGGGCAUGGAAUGUGUAUACGUGGAUGGGAAGCGGGAGGCGAUGGAAAAACGGUUGCAGGACCUGGAGAAGCAGGUUCAAGCAUACGAUCGGCUUCUCACUGAGAUUCAGCCGCAUCUUGACAGCCAGGAUAAGGAGCUCAUCAGCCGUACACGCGCUCAGUAUUCCAGUCCCGACCCCGACCAUGCAAAUCCCGACCAAGCGAACCACAGUUCAGCCCACAGCCAAACCCGCUCUUUCGGCAUCGAAUACAUCCAGGAGGAUUUCCACAAGGAUAAAGCGUUGCAAGCAAUUGGGUUCAUGGGUGGUCCUUCGGAGAUGUCGUGGAUCAACGAGUUGUACCAGGUCCUCGAGAAAGACACGCCGUUCCUUGACUCCGAAGUCUCAAAUAAAUCCCAGUCCUUAACCUCCGUCUGCUACUUCCUCGACGAUGAAGAGUUGGUCCUGGAUGCCAGCAUUGAUCCAUACGGUCGCCCACCCCGAGAUGUCGCCGAUAAGCUAUUAGAUUGCUAUUUCUUCACCGUUCAUCCGUCAUUCCCUAUCAUAGCCAAGAUUCCGUUUAUGCAGCAGUAUGAGAUGUACUAUACGCGACCGGACAUUCAUCCGACCAAGCGAUGGUUGACGAUUCUAAAUCUGGUCUUUGCGCUUGCAUCGAAAUUCGCCCAACUAGUCUCAAAACCGUGGAUCAGCGAGGCAGAGAGUCCGAUGGUUUGCUUUACUAGAGCGCGCAAGCUGAGCUUCACAGAAAGCCAGCUCCUCGAGCACCCUAAUCUUCAGCAGGUCCAGGUUGAAGGGCUGACGGCAUUCUUCCUAAUGGCUAUUGGCCAUAUAAACCGCUCCUGGAGAGCGUGUGGUGUCUCAGUCCGGUCUGCCAUUGCUCUGGGUGUCAAUCUCCGCAGUGAAAGCAAAGAGACGUCAAACUUGUCCAAAGAGAUCCGGUACCGGGUCUGGUGGUCAAUCUACACGUUAGAGAAUACUCUGGCCAUCAUGACAGGUCGGCCUACUAGUGCACCAGACAAGUUUAGCACGACACCGUUGCCAAUUCCGUUCGACGAAGAACAGUUCCGAGAGCCGGCAGCAUCGCGGUUGCUCACGGACUUUGCAGCCCGCACCGAGUAUAUGCUGGCAUUAAGCUCGCAGCGAAGAGCCAAUUCCUGGGACUCGCCAGGCUUGGGACGCGCCGUGCUCAUGCAAGAUGCGUUCCUGAGCCCGAUGGACAUUUCACCCAGCAAUUCUUUCUACUUUUUCUACUUUGUGGAUCUGACUGUGAUCAUGCGACGCGCUAUCGACUCGUUGUAUAGCCCUGGGUUCGCUCGACGGCCGUGGCUGACUAUCAGUGCAUCCAUCAUGGAUCUCGUUCAAGAGACGGACGAAUGGCUCAGCCGUAUUCCACCCGUGUUUCAAUUCAAAAUCCGCCAUCCGUCGACCCACUUUGAGCGCCAGCGAUGGAGUUUAGCAUUUCGCUAUUACAGUCUGCGCAUCACGCUCAGCCGGCCGUCUUUGUGUCGCUCGGAGAGACAGCGUGCGCCCAACGAAGCUUCGGCGCUCAGUCAACAGCGGAUUGCCCAUAUCUGUAUUGACUCUGCGUGUGAAUUGCUAGAUCUACUGCCCGACAAGCCCGACGCAUUCUGGCUGGUUCAGGUUUCCCCAUGGUGGUGUGUUUUGCAUUACCUCAUGCAGUCGGUCACUGUGCUCCUGAUCGAAAUGGAAUUCUGCGUACGGUUCCAUGCCGACGGUGCUUCUCACAUUACGCUGCAUUUAGAAAAGGGACUGGAUUGGUUGUAUAGUCUGGGAGCCAUCAGCGUCCCUGCAAGACGAGCUUGGGAGGUUUGCAACAGCAUUUACAAUCGCCUGUUCUUCGGGGCAGAACCUCAGUCUACGGUACUGCGGAUGCUCUCGCCAGAACAAGAUCUGCGGGCUUCGAUGACCGCCCAGCCGGUGAUUUCACCCAUUCAUGAGGCAGCUGAAUUUAUGGAGGGAGCUGCCUUUACCGAGCAGUACAUGAAGCUGCCGCAUAACAUGACUGUUCAUCCAGCUAUCGAGACGCCCUACGAUGAGAUUCCGCUCUACAAGAACCCGAGCUAGGUUACUGGUAAUUACUAUAAGCACGUCUGAGCCAUGUUGAUGUUGUCUAUACGGCCGUACUAUCUCACGAUGUCACGAUUUAGAAUUGGUCGUUCGCAUUCGCAAGAUGCAGUCUGCAUGCGGUCGCACGGUGGAUCAUUCUCGUCAGGUUCAAGCAAUCUUGGUACCUCCGACGAAACCGUCGCCGCCGAGUCCGAAUCCUUGCGACCACCCCUCACCGGAAUCCCUUGCCUCCUUGAUCUUCCAGAACAGGGAGCCCUGUCCUUUGAUUAGUCCUGUAUUUUAGCGAUCGGUGGAACAGAAUUAAUCUUACAUCAUAUACGCCCUGCAAAUCAUCCUUGUAUAUCUUCCCGUCCUUCUGGAUAAGUAGCCACGUCGUCACCCACUCAAAGAAUGCAGCUCCCCACUGUCUGUGUUAGCAUGCUGCGCGAAUGAUUCUAAGCGCGAGAGGUGGUUCGUACUCCGAAGGGAUCCGCCGCACACCGAUUCCCAUGCAUCAUAUCAAACAACUCGCGAAAGGUCAACGCCCCAUCAUGAUCGCGAUCAUACUUCGAAAACAUAUCCUCAAACGCCUGCGGCACAAACCGUCCCUCCGCAUCAAACGCCCCGCUAUCAGACCCGUGCUUCGCCUUGUAGAUGCUAUCGACGUACACGCGGAACCGCGGGUCUGGGACAAUGGAGUGUGCCAGCCGUGUCGGGUACGAGAAGUUGAGGUUGAUGAUCAAUACCGCGAGGAAGGAAAAGAGCAUGUUGAACCCGAGGUCCCGGAAACCCGUGUAGGUGUCGUACGGAUAGAUCUGGCCGUCCCGGUCGCGGUCCCAGAAGAGGAUGUGCUGUUGCAUGGGUGUCUAUCAAUAUCAGUUAGUACACAUUGGCUUCAGCUCGCGAGAGGCUAUAGACAAGAGAAGGGAAAGGGAAAGGGACUAUACAAAAUCGUGGAAAUCCUUCAUCGACGUCUUCGACUCGUCGCCGACGACGACAUUUGUCCGCGCGACGCCGGGGUUCUUGAUGUAUGAGUCGAUGUAUGUUGCUGGCAGGCGCUUGGAAGUCACGCUGCAGUUUUUAGCGGUUACUGAGAGGCGGUCUUUUUCGUUUUCUACCAUGGUGAUUGUCUUGUUCUGGUUCUUGCUGAUAGGCUCUGUUUGUAUUUCCAGACGAGUUCGUCUGGGGGUGUAGGUGGAUUUUAUAUAUCGAAUGAUAUCACCUUUGAGAGAACGCGAUGAGCUGGUUGACAUGUGAUUAUGGAGUAUUUCCG